This is a messenger RNA of Drosophila guanche, 2299 nucleotides long. Its product is annotated as CWF19-like protein 2 homolog. Gene Ontology annotation, biological process: mRNA splicing, via spliceosome. Bases 92 to 2257 code for a protein of 721 amino acids. The transcript has 3 exons. Gene Ontology annotation, cellular component: post-mRNA release spliceosomal complex. The record is from RefSeq and is a predicted model, not a curated record. Lineage: Eukaryota; Metazoa; Arthropoda; Insecta; Diptera; Drosophilidae.
UUACCAUUUACCAACACCAAACAAUAUCAACAUUUUGGUUAGCAAAAAAACAAAGUUUCGUUUUUUUGAGAAACAUAAACAAUUAAACGCAAUGAGCAACUACAUACAAUUUGAAAGUGGGAGCGACAAGGAGAGGGCUCGCCAGCAGAUAAGGGAAGCCCGCGCCGAGAUGCUGGAACAGGCCAAGGAGAGAGCCGGCCUUAUCAAGAAAAAGGAGCUUCAAAGGGAAUUGCGGGGUGAGAGCGAUUGGAUGCUUCCAGCCGUGGCCAAGAAACUGGAGAAGCCCCCAAGUGGCUCAUCGAAAAAGGCCAAGAAAAAGAAGAAGGUGAAGCAAAAAUCAAAGUCCUCGAAAUUAAAGAAAUCAUCAAGGAAGAAGAGCAGAAAGGCUCAGAGCAGCAGUGACAGCGAUAGCGACAGUGACAGUGAUAGCUCUAGUUCCUCCUCGUCGUCGUCGUCUUCGUCCUCAUCCAGUGAAGAUGAGAAGCAACGCAGGACACGCAAGAAGACGAAGAAGUCCAAAAGGAGCCACAAAAAAGGGAACCACAGCGAAGACGAGUGGGUGGAACGCGCUCCAGUUGUGUCUAAGGAUAAGGAUAAGGCCAAGGACAAAGCUGAGGAUGCACCAGUGGUGCGCGACACUUGGAUGACCAGUGACGACCUCCUGCUGAAAACCUUCUCCAGAACACGCAAGGAGCCAACCAAACCUAACGACAAGCUGCAGCAGAUCGAUGCCUACGAUCCGGCCAAGAGCGGACGCGAGCUGAAUCCCUACUGGAAGAGCAAUGGCACAGGCCUGCCCGGCUUCCAGAGGCCACAGGACGACGAUGAUCGCGAGACAGAGCCGCAUUCUUACAGCUCCACUCAGCAGAGCACCUCGACAAGAGGCUGGCAGAAGCCUUCAGCCAAGACGCACUCCUAUAGCCCCUCUGCGCCGAGAAGGAGUAAAUCUGCGUCAGAAAGUGAAUCAUCUGAUGAAGAUACGGCGGACAAGGCUGCCCACCAAUCUGCCCAGCCUGCCUGCCUAACGGAUGAGCAAAUCAAUGAAUUGGCCGGCAAAGCCAUCAAAGCAGAAAUCAUGGGGAAUGCGGAGCGGGCAGCUGAGCUCAACCAACAGUUGGCCGAAGCACGCAAGGUGCGCGCCGAUUUCCUGGCCACUGGGAACAUGCCCGCGAAGACAGCUGCCAAGCCAAAGAGAUCCCAGGAACAUGUGCUGCUCACCAAAACCGAUCAAUGCGGCAAUGUGCGUCCCCUGGUGCAGGCCGCGACAGGCACGACGGACCCCAACUCGCUGUACGGCGCCCGCAGGGGUCAGAAGCGCAGCAACAAGAAGGUCGACACCCAUGUCGAUGGCCAACGGGUGAGAUACUUUGCAGACGACGAUCGCUACGACAUCAAGCAGAUGUUUGAGCGCGAGAAGCAUGCCACGGCCGCUGAAUCGAACCUGCAGUACGCGGACAUUGUGUCCAAGCACAAGAACCCCAACGAUGAUCUGGAGGACAUAUUUGCGGACAAGGUUCGAAAGAAUAUCAGCGAGGCAGAUGCUGAGAAGCGGGAGCUGCAGGGUGCCAUUCGGGAGGCGAAUAGGCUGGAGACCAGCCUCGCUAAUUGCGAACGCUGCUUUGACUCGCCCAAGCUGGAGAAGCAGCUGAUGGUGUCGAUGGGCAAGAUGAUCUACCUCAGCCUGCCCUGGCAUGUGGGCCUGCAGAAUGGCCACUGUAUUCUGACCACUCUGCAGCACGUGUCCUGCACCACGCAGCUGGACGAGGAUGGCUGGGAGGAGCUGAACGAUUUCCGAAAGGCUCUUACCCGCAUGUUUUCUGCCCAGCGCAAGGAUGUGAUAUUCUAUGAGAUUGCCAACAAGCUGCAUAGGCGACCGCAUGUCAGUGUCCAUUGCAUACCCAUACCCGACAGCCAGGGCGAGAUGGCGCCCUUCUACUUCAAGAAGGCCAUCGAGGAGUCCGAGCAGGAGUGGUGCAUCAACAAGCAGCUCGUUUCGCUGCGCCACAAAUCGCUGAGGGCCGUUAUACCCAAAGGCCUCCCAUACGUCUGGGUGCACUUUGGCAUGGACUCGGGCUUUGCCCAUGUCAUCGAAGAUGAGGAUCGUUUCCCAGCCAAUUUUGCACAGGAAAUUAUUGGCGGAAUGCUGGAGCUGAAUCCAAGUGCUUGGCGAAAGCCGCGAAAGGAGCAACAGUCCAUUGUAAAAGUCAAGUCGUUUGCCGAAAACUGGAAAAAAUUCGAUUGUACCGAAGAGGCUUGAGCUAGCAGGCAAACAUUUAGCUUAGCGCUCCUUUCAUGAAUA